AUGUUACCAUUAUUUCAGAUAAUAAUAAAACAACUUUAUUAAUUACAAUAUUAAGUCAUACAUAAUGUCAUAUAUCAUAUUACAUAUAGCAUCAAAUAAUAGGAUUUAAGGGCACUAAUCCUAACAUCCUACGCCUCCACUGCCUCCAUCUUCCUCAAAGAGAAAACCUUGAUUGAGAGAACCACUUGUAAGGUCUAUGUGGAUCUGUCAGAUUUGGGGAAGUAUUUCAUAAUUUUAGGGACCCAAUCACUCAAAGAUGUCUUUAGCAAAUCCCAAGGCAAAGAUGUUUCGAACCAAAGGACUUUCACAUUAUAAUUUGCUUGGACUUAUAUUUAAUGAGUCUACAGCUACUGGGGUCCUACACUGUUCAUCCACCCAAGACCCUCCUAAUUUUGAUGAAGAGAAUGCAUUGGAAGAACGACUCAUUCAUGGGGGAGUUCAUGUUAAUUUAGAAAGUCCUACCCAAGACUCUGUCAUGGCAAUUCUUGAGUCCGACAUUACAACUCGAUUGAGCAAACGUCCUAGUAAGAGUAAGCGAGAGCUAAUGAGCUCCCAAAUGAAUGAUGCCUUACAAUCAAUGGCUAAGGCCGCUAAGGCUAGGAUAGAGGCAUCUAAAGCAAAGGCUGAGAGGUAUAAGAGGUAUACCUUUGAUGAAGUUAGUAGCAGUAUUGCACUUACAAAUGACUUCUCCUUAGGCAAGUGCAUUAAUAUCCUUGAGACCAUAGAAGAAGUCAAUGAUGAAAUAUUUAUGAAGGCUGUUGAGAAGUUCAAGCAGGAUCCUGAUGAUAGAGAGAUCUUUGUUAACAUGAGUUUCGCCAGGAGGAUGGUUUGGUUGGGUAGGCUGUAGGGGAUUAUGUCAAAACAAUAAUUUCCUAUUGGUUUAUGUUUAUUUUAAUGUCUUUGAACUAUGAUUUGGUACUAUUCUAUUGUUAUUUAAUGUUGUUAAAUGAUGGUUUAUUAUUAUUUUAUGGUAAUAUUUUAUUUAUUUAUGUUGAUAAUGUCUUAUUUAUGUUAAUAAAAAGCACUAUUUGAGAUCAAAUUUGCUGUU
Quercus lobata is the source of this 1048-nucleotide messenger RNA. RefSeq lists its product as uncharacterized. The coding region runs from base 257 to 847 and encodes 196 amino acids. The record is from RefSeq and is a predicted model, not a curated record. The transcript is spliced from 3 exons. Lineage: Eukaryota; Viridiplantae; Streptophyta; Magnoliopsida; Fagales; Fagaceae.